This is a messenger RNA of Triplophysa dalaica, 4581 nucleotides long. RefSeq names its product mannosyl-oligosaccharide 1,2-alpha-mannosidase IA. The transcript has 12 exons. Gene Ontology annotation, molecular function: mannosyl-oligosaccharide 1,2-alpha-mannosidase activity; calcium ion binding. Gene Ontology annotation, biological process: carbohydrate metabolic process; N-glycan processing. The record is from RefSeq and is a predicted model, not a curated record. Bases 1078 to 3000 code for a protein of 640 amino acids. NCBI's taxonomy places the organism in Eukaryota, Metazoa, Chordata, Actinopteri, Cypriniformes, Nemacheilidae. Gene Ontology annotation, cellular component: Golgi membrane; extracellular exosome; endoplasmic reticulum.
CGCCCGGAUAGACGCGGAGACCUACAGCUCCACAACGGCCGAUGUGCGCGGAUCACACAUCUGAUCACGGAUCAUUUCACGGCUUUGCGUCGACACACCAUCCGCGGCGUUUACGCGACGUCCGUUCCCCAUCAUUCUUCACUGGUGACAGCAGGCGAGCGCGGAGCAGAACGGGAGGUGAUGGGAAUAAGAAACGGCGCGUUUUUAUUACAUUCCUUUCCGGAAGAACGAUACCCGCUUUCGUCGUUCAUAUUUUAGGAGCGCGCGCAUCCCUCUCCAUGCAUCGGACGUAGACUUUGGGAACGCGGCAGAGUUUUGCCCACGGCGUCUGAACGGGAAACCAACAGUUUUCACACUCGGAACGGUAAUCGGCGUCUCGUCGGUGCUCGUCGGUUUGAUCUUUGGAUGUAUCCUUCAAUGCGCUCGUCUCUUGGAGUGAUGUGCACCGUGCCAAACGAACGUAGAUGUUGAGAAGCGACCCUUGACGCUGCGGUUUGCCGGGUUAUCUGCACGGAUAUGUGUUGUUUUAUUCACUCUGCGCAAAAAACUUCAGUGUUGCACUAUUUGGCAACCCGCGUAUGUGAGAGCAUCUGUAGACAGCAGCAGCGUGUUUGGAGGCACAUUGAUGUUCUCUUGUAAUGUUAAGCAAACAGAUGUUUAAAUGUGUAUCUGUUUCAAAGCUGAAUUAAUUUUAAGGCCAUUAAGUUUCAAUUUUCAUUUCAUAUAAGCAUUAUUAUCAGUGUGUUGAAAGCGCAUUGUUAAUAUUUAUUAGACACUAUAAUUUGGUGCUUUCAUUUUUAAGAUUGGGUGCAUUUAGUUUCUCGGAUGAGAUGACGACAGGAAGCUGGUUAAAACGCCACACUGAUGCGCAACGACGCUCUUGCUGUGUGCACAUAUGUUGACGCAACCUGUGGCCUCUUAAACCGAUAGAUUAGGGAAGAUUGUGUCACUUUGUCCAGUGUAGAGUUAAGGUUGCACAACAGCGCUGUUAGUUUUGCUUUCUGACCGAUACGCGAGUUAGUAGACAUAAAGAGCAUCUACCGUAUAGCACUGUAGCGGGAAUAGUGGAAAGUUUCGAUGGUGUUUCGAAAGUUACCCGGUGUCUCCGCAUCGGGCAUGGGGCUUCGUCUCUCUCAGAAAUUCGUGUUUCUUCUUUUUCUGUCGGGUUUAGUAACGCUGUGCUUCGGGGCACUCUUUUUCUUACCCGACUCCGUGCGCCUGAAGCGGAUCUUUCUCUCCAAAAAUGAGAACCCGGCGGUGACCGUGGGCUCCGACAGCGACGCCCGCGAGCUUUCCAAAAAGGUGCCCGGAGACCAAGAGCACCAACGGGUGGGUUUAAAGGGUGCCGAGGCGAAUGUUAAACUGAAAGUGAGCCGCAAGCCUUCGGUAACCCAUGGAGCGAGAACUGUGGAGAGAUCUGUUGGGAGUAGGACGCAGGAGGACUUGAGCCCGGCGAGGGCGCACGAACAGACGCCAAAGGACGAGCGGGUAACCACGGGCGCUCAACACAACGUCGGAUUCAACUAUGAGAGUUUUAAAAAGUGUCUGCAGAAAGCACCAUUGGGGAAGGACCAGGGAAAGCCAUCAGAUCCUCAGACGCUUCAGAGGAGAGAGAAGGUCAAAGAGAUGAUGAAGUUUGCCUGGGACAACUAUAAGCUUUACGCCUGGGGCAAGAAUGAACUUCGACCUCUGACAAAGAAUGGACACAUUGGGAAUAUGUUUGGUGGUCUUCGAGGGGCUUCUAUCGUGGACUCUCUGGACACACUUUACAUCAUGGGUCUGAUGGACGAAUACCAAGAAGCGAAGGAAUGGAUCCAAAACGACCUCGACCUGAACUCGAAUGGAGAAGCGUCUGUGUUUGAGGUGAACAUUCGUUACGUCGGUGGUCUUCUGUCGGCGUUCUACCUGACCGGAGAUGAGAUAUAUAAACAGAAAGUGUUGGAGUUGGGUGAGAAGCUCUUACCUGCUUUCAAUACACCCACCGGCAUUCCCCGAGGAGUCAUUAACCUGGGCAGCAGUGGCACCAGUUGGGGUUGGGGAUGGGCGUCGGCCGGGAGCAGCAUCCUGGCGGAGUUCGGCACGCUGCACCUGGAGUUUCUUCACCUGUCUGAACUCUCUGGAAACCCCACGUAUACAGAGAAGGUGAUGAACAUUCGAAAGCUGUUAAACAAAAUCGAGAAACCUCGUGGACUGUAUCCCAACUUCUUGAGUCCCGUCAGUGGAAACUGGGUCCAGCAUCAUGUUUCUAUCGGAGGUCUCGGCGACAGUUUCUAUGAGUACCUCAUUAAAUCUUACUUGAUGUCAGAUAAGACUGAUGAAGAAGCGAAGAGGAUGUACUACAGCGCUAUGGAGGCCAUCGAGACUAACCUGGUGCAGAAAUCUCCAGGUGGGUUAACUUACGUGGCCGAGUGGAGGGGCGGCAUCCUCGAUCAUAAGAUGGGUCAUCUGGCCUGUUUCUCCGGCGGGAUGAUCGGCAUCGGUGCUGAUGACGCAUCUCAGGAGAACAAACAACAUUACCUGAACCUGGCAGCUGAGAUCACACACACCUGUCACGAGUCCUACAGCCGCACAGCCACUAAACUGGGACCGGAAGCGUUUCGCUUUGAUGGAGGAGCAGAAGCGGUUGCCACACGACUGAGUGACCGCUACUACAUCCUGAGGCCAGAGGUCAUCGAGAGCUACAUGUACAUGUGGCGUUUGACCCAUGACCCCAAAUACAGAGAGUGGGGCUGGGAGGCAGUGGAGGCGUUAGAGAAGUACUGUCGUGUUGAAGCAGGAUUCUCAGGAAUCAGAGAUGUGUACUCCAGCACAGUCAGUCAUGACAACAUGCAGCAAAGCUUCUUUCUCUCCGAGACCCUCAAAUACCUGUACCUGCUGUUCUCGGAUGAUGACCUGUUGCCCUUUGAGGACUGGGUCUUUAACACGGAGGCUCAUCCGCUGCCCGUCAUACGCAAGAGCUGUCAGCAGGAGCACAACACCAGACAGACGUCGCUGGAGUAAUAUUGACCAUUCCACACACACACACACACACAUGAUAAUGCAGGGCCUGACGUGGACUGUCAGUUUCUCUCCUAUGAAGGAUCCGGUCCUCUUUACGCUGUGAUUGUGAAUCUCUGAGCCGACACGGCACUUUUCUCCUGUGGACAAUCAGUGACACGUGACUUUCGUGAGACGAGAACUCUGUUUUCUUUGCUUCUUUCCUCCGUGAGGAACACGAACGGCCCCGCAGCCGUGGAGGGUCAUGGCGAGCGACAGAAAACCACUUUUCUUCACGUCCCGCCUGUAAUUUAUCUUUUUCCCUUCAUCCCUUCAUCGUGUAUUCUGUUCUCACCUCUUCUGCCAAAGCCUUUAGCGUCUUAUUUCUGUUUCUCUCCCGGCAUUGAUUUGUUCUUAUGCGGUUUCAUGUCCAAUUUCGUUUUGUUUUGGAGGCAAAGCGAGGACAGGGGUAUUUACAAAAAGUUUCCUUUGAAAAAUGUGAGCGUGAAAGGUGAAAUAUGAGUUUUGGUUCAAGAAGGAAUGAGAUUGUUUUAUGAUGUGUUGUUUUGUGUUCGAGUGAGUCGUAAAUCUCCGUUCUGUUUUUUAAAGACCAAUAGCAGAACACAGACGCACUUACAGCAUGUGACCACUAGAGCGGCGCCAUCACCAUCAGCCCUUUAUCAUAUAUUCAAAUAUGUUUAGAUGGAUAUUGCAAUGUCUUUUUUUAAACAUUGUAGAAAACAGAUUAUUUUAAACCCGGUUUUCACUCUUCUUCAGAAUCUAUGAACAUUUAAAUCCUUGUGUAGUGUUCAGGUUUAUAUUAACAAUAAAAAUGAUUUAAAUAACUGGGUCAUUUCCACCUCACACAUAAAAUAAACAUCUUUUUCACUUGUAUGAUCGAUUCUUCUUUUUUUUUAUAAUACCACCUUUAUUCAUAAUGUAAUGGAACUUGCUAGUAAUCGGAUUAAAGUAAAUAUUUGUGCUUUAUUUUUACAUGCAGUUUAUUGAUUUAAGAGAUGAAUAAUACUGUGGGUCCACUAAACCUGUGAACAAAACAUGAACACCACACCAGGGUUUUUUGGCUUAUUUUGUUCACAGCUAUCAAAGAAAAUGUAGCUCAUGAAAACAUUAACGAUGUGAAUACAUAAAUGAUUUUAAAUCCUCAAAAUGAUGUUGAUUUCAUCCAAAAUCAUGUCAAAAUCAUGUAAGAUCUGCAGAUACCAGCUUCCAACACUGUUGAGUUGAAAUAAUGAAAAUCGUGUUUGUAUCUUUUUAAGUCAUUAGAAACAUUAAGAAAGGUUUUUUUUAGCGAUGGCACGCAGCUCUACUGGUCACAACGAUCUGAAAACAUCCAUGAAUGUACAGAUUAGCAUUACUGAUGAAUGUACGCAUGUGUGAUUCAUUCAAUUCAUUAUUCUGUCAUUUCUCUCUCUUCUAAUUUGUAUGGGCGUUUGCUAAAAAUUUUAAUUUUCCUCAGCUGUUUCUCUAAAGGUUUUGAUAACACUUUUUUUGCACUAUGAAGUGCUUGCCAUUGUUAAUUUUUACAUCUUCUGUCUCUCAUUGAUUAAUAUUUUCAAGUACUGGUAAAAGAUAUGUGGCACUUUA